AUGCGUCAGCGACCGCGACGUGCAUGCCACCAAUGCCGGCGGCUCAAACGCAGAUGUGAUGGCAAACUGCCCUGCUCUGCCUGCUCCUAUUACGAAUAUACGUGUGAAUAUGAUAAAGCCGCUCCACGCAGACCUGCACCGGGCCCUACUCCCCUACUGGAAGCAUCAAGCAGGGCAAGCCGAGCUAAUGAACCUGCUAUUGGAGUCUUGGUUCCGAUGGCCAGCACUGAAACAAAAACUGGCUAUCUGGAGCCAAAUAAGGCGCGAUAUCUCACCCACGAUUCAUCUGUAGCUCAGGCUAGAUCUGUUGGGAUGAGGCUAGGAUUACCAAACCCUCCACGUUUGCAUUCCUUCGGGUACCAUACGGGGAUUCGACAAGAGCCUGAAAGCGACAUAACCUAUCAACUUACCCAAAAUAUAACUUGGGGCCCUGUGAGAGCCUGUAUUGAUGUUUAUACAUCUGUUAUCCAUCCCAUAUUUGGGUUCAUGAAUAUGGAGGAGAUUUUCCGGAAGGCUAAGCGGCACUGGGAAGGGGAUUCUCAAGGGUUCGCGUUCGAAGCGGUUAUCAGUGGUAUCAUUGGAUUAGCCUCCCUAUUCUCCAAUUCUCUAGAUCCAAGCAAAGAGACAGAGAUUAUUCUUCAUGCGAAGUCAUGUCUAGAAGACCCUGUUGUCAGUCGCCGCCCGUGUCAAGAUCUAGUUACCGCGUGGAUUUUGAGAACUAUCUACACUCGUGCUACUGGUCGACCAAACACAGCAUGGCUGCACAGUACGACUACAAUGCACAUGAUCGAAAUCACAGGAUUACAUUGUGACCCAAAAUCAACCACCCUUUCCGCGGAGAGCACCAGUCCAUCUCUUCGGGACGCCACUGAUCUUCGGCAACGCAUCAUCUUAGUGGCACAAAGCCUGCAUACCAUAAUCGCUUAUGAUUACGGGAAGACGGUUCUGCGCCUCGCUCCAGUUGUCCAUACGAACAUCCGACCUCGACGGGGAGAUCUCACAUUACAGUUAUAUGAACUCACAGAGAAGAUCCCCCUCACACCACCCGAAACAGAUCCAGUUACAACACAGGCUGAGCUCGUUCAAGCCAUGGAAAAUCUUAUGCUAGUGACAGCGGAACAUGACUUCCUGUUGUUGGCAAAAGCGGAGUUAUGCUUUGCUCUUCAUCGCCGCAUUCAACUUUUAGACCUCGGUCACCAUAAAAGACAGGUCCAGCUUGUAAUCGCAGCAGGUACCGCCGCACUGCCUGCAGCUCGUCGGCUAGCUACCCUAAACCACCCUUGGUGGGGUACUACAAGCGCAGCCUUUCAAUUUCUGUGCAUUUGUCUCUCCAUUAAUACCACUGAGAGUCUUACGUGUCUUGAGCAAAUUAUUGAAACCCUGGGGACUGUGGCCCAGCGUUUCAACACACAUCUUACACAGGAAGCCCUUCAUACGGCUCGCCUCUUAAUCGACGCAUGCCUCGAAAAGAAGAAUAAAGAGGUAGCCAUUCUCAGACUUGCCGGGAGAACGCCGUCACAGGUUCCUACCCCUACGGAAGGACUUGAAAUGACGAUGACAGACGAGGAUGUUGCUUCCUUUUUACAGGUCUGGGCGGGGUCGCCAAUUAUGGAUUUCAACUCCUUAUAUGACAGUUAA
This is a messenger RNA of Aspergillus alliaceus, 1638 nucleotides long. Its product is annotated as putative C6 transcription factor. Gene Ontology annotation, biological process: response to xenobiotic stimulus; DNA-templated transcription; regulation of DNA-templated transcription. Lineage: Eukaryota; Fungi; Ascomycota; Eurotiomycetes; Eurotiales; Aspergillaceae. The record is from RefSeq and is a predicted model, not a curated record. Bases 1 to 1638 code for a protein of 545 amino acids. Gene Ontology annotation, molecular function: zinc ion binding; DNA-binding transcription factor activity, RNA polymerase II-specific; DNA binding. The transcript has a single exon.